Molecule: messenger RNA, 3225 nt
Organism: Engraulis encrasicolus (European anchovy)
Lineage: Eukaryota; Metazoa; Chordata; Actinopteri; Clupeiformes; Engraulidae
Gene: cnksr2a
Product: connector enhancer of kinase suppressor of Ras 2a
Exons: 22
Coding region: 1-3225 (1074 amino acids)
Biological process (GO): regulation of signal transduction
Cellular component (GO): cytoplasm; membrane
Molecular function (GO): protein binding
Source: RefSeq, a predicted model, not a curated record
AUGAUGAUGAUGAGGAAGGAUGAGGAUGACAAUAACGAUAACGACUAUGACACCAACAACACCGGCACCGUUGAUGAAGAUGAUGAUCAUUAUGACCCCCAACCCUUCAUCCCUCUCCUCAGGAGACCUCAAGCGACCCUUUUGACUACAGAGAGCACAGACGGAGACCAGAGAUGCAGAUGUGCAAACUACGGCCUGGAGACGGAGAACCUGAAGACGCUGUCGCACAAGCUGAACGCCUCGGCCAAGAACCUGCAGAACUUCAUCACGGGCCGGCGGCGUAGCGGACAUUACGACGGCCGCACCACCAGGAAGCUGCCCAACGACUUCCUGACCUCCGUGGUGGACCUCAUAGCGGCCGCCAAGAGCCUGCUGGCCUGGCUGGAUAGGUCGCCUUUCGCUGCCGUGACGGACUACUCUGUGACCAGGAACAACGUCAUCCAGCUCUGCCUGGAGCUCACUACCAUCGUGCAACAGGAUUGCACUGUCUAUGAAACCGAAAAUAAGAUCCUCAAUGUGUGCAAGACGUUGUCGGGAGUGUGUGACCACAUCAUCUCGUUGUCCUCUGACCCCGUGGUGUCCCAGGCUGCCCAUCUGGAGGUCGUCCAGCUGGCCAACAUCAAACCUACUGAGGGACUGGGCAUGUACAUUAAGUCAACAUACGACGGUCUUCAUGUAAUCACAGGAACCACUGAAGGGUCUCCUGCUGAUCGCUGCAAGAAGAUCCAUGCUGGAGACGAGGUCAUUCAGGUCAACCAUCAGACAGUGGUGGGCUGGCAGUUGAAAAACUUGGUAAACUCUCUGCGCGGCGACCCCGCCGGCGUGACCCUUACGCUGAAAAAGCGACCGCAGAGCACACUCACCUCCGCCCCUGCCUUACUAAAGAACAUGAGGUGGAAACCCCUUGCACUGCAGCCGGUUGUGCCCAAGAGUCCCACCAGCAGUUCGGCCACGCCCACCAGUACCAUCAGCACGCCCUCCAAGAGAGAUAGCUCCGCCCUGCAGGACCUCUAUAUCCCGCCCCCUCCCUCAGAACCCUACACACCCAGGGACGAGAGGGGUAACCUUCCGAGCGAGGACGUGCAGGGUGCCAUCAUUUCGGUGGCCAAGGGCUCGGAGUCGCCCAACUCCUUCCUGGACCAGGAGUAUCGGCGGCGCUUCCCCAUGAUGGAGGAGGAGGCCAUGCUGUACUGCUACGAGUACGAGCCCAGCCCCCGCGACCGCGAGAGGGAACAGGCCGCACGACACCGCGAUCGAGACCAGGACGGCACAUCCACCUACGGGAGGCUGCGUCCCAUCUCGAUGCCCGUGGAGUAUAGCUGGGUGCCAGACUAUGAAGACCCGGCCAAGCUGAAGAGGGACGGCAGGAGAGAUAACUCCCUGUUGCGGUACGUGGGGGAGGAGAAGGGCUCCGUGGAAGAGUACCUGACGGGCCGCAGUGCCAAGGGAACGGGCAAGCGCGGCAGGAAGGGGCGGGCCGAGAAGACAGGAAGUCCCUCCCACUACAGCCUGCUGCCAGCCCUGCAGAUGGAGGUGAUGAGGCAGGAGUCCAUGUCAACACCCAGCCCAGAGUCAACAUCACUUUACCACACCUUCCAGGCCUCCUCUCUGCUGUCAAAAACCAAGAAGAAAAGCAAGACAGGUCCCCUGUCGGGCAUAAGUAAGCGGCGUAUCUCCUGUAAGGAUCUGGGGCGUGGGGACUGUGAGGGCUGGCUCUGGAAGAAGAAAGACGCCAAGAGCUACUUCUCCCAGAAGUGGAAGAAGUACUGGUUCGUCCUGAAGGACACCUGCCUCUACUGGUAUAUGAACGAGGAGGAUGAGAAAGCAGAGGGGUUUGUCAGCCUGCCCGAAUUCAAAAUCGACCGUGCCAAUGAAUGCCGCAAAAAAUAUGCGUUCAAAGCCUCCCAUCCCAAGAUCAAGAGUUUCUACUUUGCGGCCGACAGUGUGGACGACAUGAACAGGUGGCUGAGCCGGCUCAACAUGGCAGCGUCCGGCUACGCGGAGCGGGAGAGGAUCAGGCAGGAGCAGGCUGACUACUGGAGUGAGAGCGAUCAUGAUGACAAUGACACUCCGUCAACGCCGAAGCAGGACAGCCCUCCACCCCCCUAUGACACAUACCCACGCCCCCCUUCCAUGAGUUGUGCCAGCCCCUAUUUGGAGCCAAAGCACGGGCGUCUGUCGUCCACCGAGACGUCGCAGUCGCGGUCCUCGCACGAGGAGUACCGCAGCGAGCCACAGGGGGGCAGCAGCAGCGGUGGCGGCUCCCCCGCACGCAAGUCGGCCAGUCACCAGCGGCGCUCGUGGCAGGACCUGAUCGAGACGCCGCUCACCAGCUCCGGCCUGCACUACCUGCAGACGCUGCCCCUCGACGACUCGGUCUUCUGCGAACCUGGCGGAGGUCUUGGUGGUGGGGGUGUAUCCCCAGAGGCCAGGCGGCAGUCCACGCUGCCCGCCCAGAGGAGCCUGAUGGCGGAUCACUACGGCCCCAUGGGUCCCGAGGACACUGGAGCUGGAGCUGGUGGUGGAGGUGGUGGCGGAGGACCAGGGGGCAUGGGGCUGGGGCUGGGACUAGGGGACAGGAUGUUCCUGCUGCCUGACCCAGGGCUGGCGGCCGGGGGCAAGCCGAGGAGCUUCACCCUGCCCAGGGACAGUGGCCUCCACGCCCUCCUCUCGCCCUCCGCCAGCAUGGAGCACCGCGACCCUCAGCGCCGCGACUUGGCCGGUUGCCUUGACAACCCCAACGGUGAGCAGCUGGAGCACAGGCAUGCAGACUCGCUAGGCGACCUGUACCGGGCGCUGGAACGAGCCUCACUCUCUCCCCUGGGUGACCCGCGCCUCUCCUCCCGCCUCGACUACAAGCGCUCCUUCGUGCGGCGCUGCAACGACCCGCUGCUGAACGAAAAGCUGCACCGGCUGAGGAUCUUACAGAGCUCACUCAAGGACAGGGAAGGGGAAGUAGCUGUGAUUGACAGGCUGCUGACCAAUGGGCAGCUGACCUCCGCCUCGCUGCGGGAGUGGAAGAGAAUGUACCUGGAGCAGUUCACAGAGGAGCCACAGCAACAGCAGCAUGAUGAUCAUGAUGAUGAUGAUGAUGAUGGUGAUGAUGAUGAUGAUGAGCAACAUACGCCGCCUCCGCCAACAAGUCCCCCGCCACCAGAGCCCACUUCUGCCACCCACACACACACACUGUCUCACACACACUCGUACAUCGAGACACACGUGUGA